AUGUAAAUAAAGAUUAGAAAUUAUCAAUAUAGUGGUAGUAUAAUUAAUUACAAAACACCACAAUUUAUGAUUCGAAAAUCAAACCAACUAUCAAAUAAACUUUAGGCUUCUUCUCCUGAAAAAAAAAAAUUAGAAAAAUCUCCUCAAGCAUCAAUCAGUAAAAUUAAUUAUAGAAAUGCAAAAGUGAAAACAUUAAGCCUAAACCAAGAAUUGAAUAAUUAAACAUUUAUUUGCUAAAAGCCUAUUUUAUAUAAUUGUGAUAUUAAUGAUGAUACUUAUAUAGUUAAUUAAAAGCCAACUAUAAAAAAUAAAAAAAAAAGGUUUAUUCCCUAAAAAACAAAAAAUCAAGAUACAACGUUAUUUUCCGAUCGCAUGAUAAUAGGCUAAUAAUUUAGAAGGUUUUCAGUGGAAAUAAAUGAUUCACGCAGAAGUAAAAAUAUAAAAUAUGAAAACCAAAAAUUAAAAUUAAGAGCUCAAACAAAAGACUUACAAGUUGAGCCUAAGGGUUGGACUUAUAAAAGUUCCAAAAGUCUCUUAUGA
Paramecium sonneborni is the source of this 540-nucleotide messenger RNA. NCBI's taxonomy places the organism in Eukaryota, Ciliophora, Oligohymenophorea, Peniculida, Parameciidae. The record is from the annotation of a GenBank genome assembly.